CCACCACGCCGUCUUCGCAACCGCACACCCCCAACACGCCGAAAACGCCGCAUACCCCCAUCAAGAAGUCCAACUGGGAGGUCAUCGAGCACUUCACCGGCGCGCCGCGACCCUCCAUCAUCACGAUGGCUAGAGGGUCGGAGGUCGGGAUUGGACCAGCGAGUGGAAGAGAGACCAUGGUGGAAGCCGCGACGAACGCGUGGAUCACGCAGAGUACGCGGAAGUGCGCUCUGAGCAGGUUUUUAAGUUCGUUGUACGCCUCGCAUCGCUUCAAGAAUUUGCAGGUGGAAAUGCUCUACCAGCGUUACUUCCUGCGCAUGAAUCAGAGCAACAUGACGCACGUGCUCGGUUUAUUAGCCGGCCUGGUGCUUGCGUUGGGCCUACUGCUUGUUCUCAAGCUGAAGCUGAUCGACAAUCAGCCGUUUUCCACGCAGCUGCAUAAAUCGGAGAAUCUCUGUCUGGCGAUCACUUUGGUCGGCUGCAUCGUGGUUUACGCAGUUCUGGUGGCGGCCAUCUCCAGACCAGGCAUGAACGAGAUAUGGCUGGCAGGGAUCAGCGGUGCGGUGCUGGUCACCCUGUUGGCCCUACAGGUGACUUUGAGCGUUCACCUGGCCUACUUGCAUGGCGAUCCGCACCUUAGAUCGAAGGAGCUUUCUCAGACCGGAGGACCCCUUGCCGCCGCCUUGGCGGUUUGCUUCUUCAUCUACAUGGCCUACGCACUCUUGCCUAUCAGACUGCGGCACGCCUGCAUCGCCGGAGUCGUCUUUUCAGUGGCUCACCUCGUCGGAGCCUUUUUGCUCUACCCGCAGGAUUACCCGGCGAUGAUGAAGCACCUGUUGAGUUCGAUUGUGGUGGUUGGCGGGACGAACGUGGCCGGCGCACUGACGCAUCACCCACGGGAAUUGGCGCAAAGACAAGCGUUCCUCGAAACCCGACAAUGUGUCGAGGCGCGUCUCACCACGCAGCGAGAGAAUCAGCAACAGGAGAGACUGCUGCUUAGCGUGCUGCCGAGACACGUCGCCAUGGAAAUGAAAGCCGACAUCGCCGGAAAGCCGAAGGACACGAUGUUCCACAAGAUUUAUAUUCAGAGACACGAGAACGUCAGCAUUCUAUUCGCCGACAUUUGCGGAUUCACCUCGCUCUCCGAUCAAUGCACUGCCGAAGAACUCGUCAGAUUGCUCAACGAACUUUUUGCACGGUUUGACAGGCUAGCCGCUGAGCACCACUGCCUCAGGAUAAAGCUCCUCGGAGACUGCUAUUAUUGUGUUUCCGGACUUCCGGAUCCGCGGCCUGAUCACGCUUACUGUUGCGUAGAGAUGGGACUGGACAUGAUCGACGCGAUAACAUUGGUUCGCGAGGUAAUGGCCGUAAACGUGAAUAUGAGAGUAGGCAUUCAUACGGGCCGUGUUCACUGCGGGGUUCUGGGACUGAGGAAAUGGCAAUUCGAUGUUUGGAGUAACGACGUGACCCUAGCCAAUUACAUGGAGAGCGGAGGGAUACCCGGACGCGUGCACAUCACGAAAGAAACCUUAGACUGCCUGGGCGGAUAUUACGAGGUCGAGGAGGGCCGCGGGGGUGAGAGGAACGCGUAUCUAAAGGACCAUAAUAUCGGAACCUAUCUAAUUGUCCCGGGAGACACCUUCAAGGAUAACAUAACUACUUCCGGGAUGCGGAAGGGCUUCCCGGCGAAUGGAAACGUGUCCAAAGAGAUGAGAGUCAUGGGUCACGGCUCGCAACAUGGAAAGCAGACCAGCAGAUUAGGUUUUGGCGAGAGUACUGAAGGCGAAAAGGAUCCCGAAGACGAGGUAAACGAGUACCUGAUGCGAGCGAUCGACGCUAGAAGCAUAGAUCAAUUGCGAGCGGAGCAUUGUACGCCCUUUAUAUUGACGUUUCGAAGACCGGAUGUCGAAGAAAAGUAUUCGCGCGAGAGGGACAGGAUGCUCUCGGCUUACUUCGUGUGUUCCGGUUUCGUCUACAUGGUCGUUGUGGUUGCGACUGCCAUCACCGGCCUCGCCGGAAGCGAAUACUUCUACGUCUGCACUGCAAUUAGCAUACUAGUGAUAGUCCUGGUGAAUGUAGUCUUGUCAGCGGAGAAGAACGAGAGGGUACCGGCGUGGGUGAGAAACGCAUCCCUGCAGAUCUUUGAGAAUCGCUCAGUCGCGCGAAGUGUCGCGUCCAUCGUCGUGUUCCUGACGUUCCUCACGGUGCUGUCGCCGCUGAUCACGCUAGACGGAAGCGACGCUUGCGCCGCGGAAUGGCUGGAUAAUUCUACCGUGAAAAGGAAUAUCGCCUCGAGGCCCGAGGAAUACCGUGUCUGUCACUACAGCCUGUUCUGCGAUCUGUUUCCGGUUCUGGUGGUGCUGGUGAUGGUGACCUGCGCGGUGUACCAGAUCCUAACGUCGGUCUUUAAAGUGGCCGUAUUGAGCAUCAUUGUGGCUUGUUAUCUCGGGGUCAGCAUUUACCAGGCGCUAAAUGAGAACCACGUCGAGUCCAUUGAAAGAUGGCUGGCGGGCGUUCUGGUUGUCUUCUUCAUGGCCUGCCUGGUGGCACACUCUCAGCACACAGAGGCGACCUACAGAUUAGACUUCCUGUGGAAGCUGCAAGCGACCGAGGAGAAGGAGGAAAUGGAACAUUUGAAGGCCUACAACCAGAAAUUGCUCGCAAAUAUACUCCCGGAGCACGUGGCUGCCCACUUCCUAUCUACUGUCAAUUCGGACGAGUUGUACCACGAACAAUGCGACUUUGUGUGCAUAAUGUUCGCAUCGAUCCCCAACUUUUCCGAGUUCUACGUUGAACUCGAGGCGAACAACGAGGGCGUGGAAUGCCUCAGGCUCCUCAACGAGAUCAUCGCUGACUUCGACGAUUUACUCGCCGAGGAGCAGUUCAAGUACAUCGAGAAGAUCAAGAGCACAGGUUCCACGUACAUGGCUGCAUCGGGCUUAACGAAAAGCACCUGCGAUAUGCGGGAUUUCAAGCAUGUAGUCGCCAUGGCGGAUUACGCCCUGAGGAUUCGCGAACAGCUGGCCUAUGUCAAUGAACACAGCUUUAAUAACUUCCGCAUGCGUGUGGGCAUCAACAUUGGACCGGUGGUCGCCGGCGUGAUCGGCGCCAGAAAGCCGCAGUAUGACAUCUGGGGCAAUGCUGUGAACGUGGCAUCCAGAAUGGACUCCACGGGCGUACUGGACGGGAUUCAAGUCACCCAGGAGGUGCGCGAUAUACUGGUCGCUAAAGGAUAUCCGCUCACCUGCCGCGGGGCGAUUCAGGUCAAAGGGAAGGGCAGUAUGAUAACUUACUUCCUGGACGGCCCGAGGGACGUCGCCAAGUCCAAUCCGGACACCACCAAGACGAAUUCUAACAACAACACCGACCUUACGGAGAAAACGGUCGCCAACAACAGCAACGGCGCCGUGUGAUCGGUACUGUCGAUGUAUUGAUAAUUGAGUGAUUAACACGUUGACUGCCAUGAUCGGUGAUUGUACUUUCUAAAGUACAAUCAAUGUAUUCUUCACUAUAAUAGAAAUGCUAUAUUUAUAGCUAAUGGUUCAAUUUUGCAAAAUUUCACUGAAAGGAUCAGUUGCUAGCAGCGACUGUUGCUAUUAUUGAUGUAGUUUGCAAACACAGACAGUGUCAUUGCAUGCAAAUUGUCGUUAAUUCCGUCGUCAGAAACGCAGAAAGUUAAAUUUGACACAGUCUAUAAGUAUUAAUUUGUGCACUACAGAUUUUGUAGUGGAAUCUUACUUGCACCGCUCAAAAUCAAUGAGAUAAAGGAUGGAGUAGUAAAGUGAGAAUGUUUCCAUCGAAAAUCAGUGAAUAUUCACAGAUUAUCAAUACUCCUUUCACUGAUUCAAUCAGGAACAUUGUUAUGGAAUGUUCCAAAGUUUAAUUAAAGUUUGAAUAACCCAAGUUACACAUACUAUAUCUCUUGAUACAUAUAUUGGCGAAUUAAUUUUCUUAGUUCCCUAUCGACCACAAUAUUCAAUUUGUUAGAUGCUAUUAGUCAAACUUGGCGUGUCAAUUAAUGAAGUCAUAGCGUCGAUCACAGGUGACUCUCAUGGCAGUCAAAGCGUUGAGAUCGAAACUUUGUUCUUAGACAAACUCUCACACUUCCCCUCUCAAACACCAACAAGUGUUUCGUUAUUGAGGUACAUUAUUGAGGUAAACAACGAGAUAAUAAUAAUAAUAUUUAACAACAGUAUUGCCGACGUCAGUUUUCAAAAUAUUGAGAACAUCAACAUUGACCGAUUUGUCGAGGAGGAAAAAGUGCUCGGCGUUAUCUCGCAGUUUCGAAGACAUUCACCCUCCCUAUCCUCGCGAUCGCGAUUUACUGAAUACAUAUGAUGCAUGUUUGAUGCAAUUGCAAUAUGGCAUGAUAAUCGACCGCAUAAUCCGGCGAUAAAUUCAAAUUCGCGUAGGGAGAAGGAACGCAAAAGGGGGUUAUUAUCUUGGGCGGAUAACAACUUGGGUGGGUAAUACACGAGCGCGGAUGUCUAUCUGAAAUAUUCCGCAAAUUGCUGCCGAAGUAUUCUAGUGUUAUAUUUCACCACGCGCCUUAUAAUGUCUAUUUUUUCGCCGUACUUCGUAUUUUUAAUAUACAGCCUAAAGGUUUGCUUUUGUUUGGUCCGCUUGACGUGGAGUCCGAUGUUAUGAAAAAAGAUUGCAACGGCAUCGAUCUCUCGAAUGUCCGACUCGAAUCGACGCUAUACUGCACGUGCUGUUGCACUAUAUUUUUCUAAGCGCGAAAUUGCUAUUACGUCAGACCACAUCGAUGAAUUCGCCACGAGAUUGGAGUGUUUCCACAGCUAGCAGCCGUUGAGGGUACUUUGCUUUGUUCUACUUAACGCGCACUCCGUGGAGUCCGGUGUUAUGGAAAAGAUUACAACAGCAUCGAUCUCUCGAACGUCCGACUCGAGUCGACGCUAUUGCACGCGCUGUCGCGCUAUAUUUUUCUAAGCACGAAAUUGCCAUUACGUCAGACUACGUCGAUGAAUUUGCUACGAGAUUGAAGUGUUUCCAUAGCUGGACGCCGUUACGUAACACUCUGAACCGCGCGCAGUUGCAGGUAAAUAUACACGUAUCGGCGGCGUCGACACGUGCACAAUCAGUUGCACAACGUACGCGACGGAUAUUUAUUGCGCGUGAACAGAUCUCGUUAUUGCGAAAAACGUCCACUUUGCCCAACGAAAUGCACCGAAUAUGGACGACGCGCGAAAAUUUUGUCCCGCGUAAUGUAACGCGCGUGAAAAGGCGUACACGAACCGAUCAAUUAAAUUAAUCAAACGCUGAUGUAACACCCAAUCGGAAAAUUGAGCGCAACGGUGAUUACGGAUUGAACAGUUAAAGAUAUAUGUAUUUAAUGCACGGCUAUACGAUAAUGGAAAUAUUUACAAUUUUACCAUACGCAAAAUGGAAUACGAGUCUCGGCCGUUUCGUUACUUCAGAAUAUGUGUUAGUCGACAUUUUGAUUCUAUAUUGAACCUGCAACUCCGUCGAGCUUGAGAGAACAACGGAGAAUCUCGAGAUGUGACACAAACUAUUGUCUCGCUUUGAUGAUACAAAUGAUUAUUACCGUAUUCUCUGUGUUUAUGUCUUAAUGAAAGGUCUUCAGGAUUCUGUAUUUUACAGACAGAUCUCAGAAUUGUUUAAGUUGACUUCGAGCGCGUAAUUAAGAUAAAAGUAAGUAAAAAAUGUUACCUACUUAUAGUUAAUCUCAAAGUCUUAGUUUUCACAAAGAUUUUGUGUUGCAAUUUUUAUUACAAUAUUUUCUCGGUGCAGAGAAUACGAAUGAAGCCAUUCCUCGUGCCAUUACCACAGUUAAUUACCGUGUUAUUUAUCAUGAAACCUCAAAAUCGUGACUAAACAUAACGUUGUACCCCAAGUUGUAUUACACAAGUUGUAUUUGUAGGGCAUCAGAAAGUUUUAUUUUAAUUCUAAUCGAUGUUGACAGGUAGGAAUGCUCCAACAAUUCGUGACGGACAACGCGCCAGAAAAAGUAUCAAUUAAUUCCUGCGCCACUUAAGACUUCUUCCAUGCGUAUUCGACCCCAGAAAUGUGUGUGCGUGUGCGUGCGCGCGCACGCGGAUGUGUGUGUAUGUGUGUGAGUGGCCUAGAGAUUAGCUUCUGCCAUGUAAUUUCCAAGGCGCGUGGACGCAAAUUGGAGUUGUCGAGUGCCGUUCCUAAACGGUCAAUCGACCUCUAACGAACGAAAUGAUUGCGCUGUUAGUUUUUAAGUCACCCGGCAAACGAAGCGUGAGAGCCAUUCGCAAGAGUAAUAUCGGCACAUUCGGCGCGGAUUCGAUUUCUCGCGCGAAUUUCUACGUUUCCCGUGUUUGAUCGCGUGCCAAUUGCUAAAUCCGGCGGUCCAAAGAAACGUACGACUGCGAAGAUCGAACUAUCGAACAGUCAACAGAGUGAAAGGUAAACGCGAAAUGCCUAAAUCCGAAAACUUCUCGCGAGCCUUCAUGUUCGCGAUAAGAGAUUUUGCAGUUAUCUCAAACGACUGCAAUAAAUUUCUUUCUAAGUCGCACAAAGAUAUUAUAGGUUGAUUAAUUUUUAUAAAUUUGAAAUAGCGCGUGAGGAACGUAGGAUUCGUUAAGAAGUUUAUUCACUUACAUUAAAAUGCCUAAAAUUAUACACAAUUUUAACGUAACAUUCGUCGCAAUACAAAUACAUUCAUAGUUAAAGUUCCAUGCGAUUUGUCUGCACCGUUUCGGAGAAAUUUAAUACUGAAUGUCGCAAUUUUGCAUACAUAAUUUCAUGGUAGAAGCAAUACAGAUGUUCAUUAUUCCUGUGUAACUUCGUAAAAAGUGAUACCAUCCAAAUGAAGAAAAGUAACCGUUAUAAGUGUUACGUACGCUGAGAAAAAAGUACUUGGAAAUUGUUGGAUAUGAAUUUUAUCUCACAUAAAGAAAUAAAUCUUAUAUUCCAUAAGUAAAUUUUCAAGUAGGUUUCCUCAGUGUAUUAGGAAAUGUGACAUGAAAGAAUAGUAUUCAUUAUAUCGUUUUUAUGUAAUGUUCGAUUAUAGGACAGAAAAAUUCGGUUUUAAUAGAGGUACAUUGAGUGAAAUAUGACAAAGUGGUAUCGUAAAAUUAGUUUCAAAUUAACACCUAUUGUUUACAUAGUAAAAUUAAUACAUAAAAAUGUAAUUUUGUCCGAUAAACAGUGAAUUUAUGAGUAGAUCUUCGUUGAUGCGCCACUGAUCCCAAUAUGAGAAAAAAUACUUGAAAAUUUAUUUAUGAAAUAUAAAGUUUAUUUCUGUGAAGUGAAGUUCUGGGAAAUAAAAUUUAUUUCUGUGUGAAUAUAAAAUUUACAUACCACAAAUAAGUUUUCAAGCAUCUUUUUCUCAGUAUAUCUGAGUCAGUGAAUAAACUCCUUAAGGCGAAGGAAAUUUAAUAGCAUUUCAAAAUUAAGAGUAGAAACGUGACAGAAUUAUUUUCUCUUUUUUCGUUAUGAACUGCAAGGGGGUAGUUAGCCGUAAUAUACGUUUCAAACGGAGAUCGUCCGAUGUAAUUUCACGGUAAAUCCACAUGCGCUUUGAUUACAGCUGCUUAGCAGCUGCAACUGUCUAGCAAAUCCUAGUUGAAUCCGCACUGAAAUGCCGGACGUUACGGAGAAUGCUGGGAGAGACAACUCACCCUCCCACACAUUCGUCGUACUUAAGCUGUUCUUGAACAAUGCGUACAAUAUGUAUGUAAUUGUGCGCUAAAGCUCUUUAGUUUUACUAAUUGGAUGAAAUUAACGGAAAGUCCCGCGAUAAUCAUCUCUCCGGUGAUCGGUGCUCGAACGGAAGACACGUCGCCAGAAAAAUAUGUCGGCGCUCGUCUGAAACAUUUUUUUUCGAGGAUGAGCAUCCAAACAGUCGAGUAAGGUAUCGCACAGCGACGAGGGUUAUCGAUUUGCGUAUAAGCUCAACAGAAUGACGCACAAUAUCUUAUCGUUUGACAUCCUUAAUACAUUUUCAAUAUUUUAAGCAAAUACACUUUUUACGACGUUGCUUUUGUGAUACGAUCUUCAGGAUCUAGGAAAUGACCUUAAGUAAGAUUUAUUCGUGACAAUAAGAAUAUCGGUUGCAUGUAUCCUCGGGAGCAGGAACACGCGUAUCUGAAUGCACACGGCGAGAAUAUUAUAGUUUCUCUUCAUAUAAAUUUCUUUCAAUUUUAUGUUCUUAGUAACCCAGGAAUAGUCUACCUUGCUGAGCGACAAAAUGAAUUUCGCUAGAAACAUAACAAGUGUCUUAAUAGCGCCCUUUAGUUCCUAAAAUAUAAGUGGCACGUAUGAAAUGAAGGGAUGUAGUGAAUUGCUGCAGAAUGUCAAUCUAUUCCUUAGUUACGAACUCCUAAUUUUUACUAUAAAAUUCUCUCCGUUCAUGCUUGCGCAUUUAGUGUGUCGAGAGAAGAUUUUAUUCACAGAUUCGGGGAGAUAAUAUAUUUACGAGUUCCGCGAAUAAUUUACGACUCGAUAUAUUCUAAAGAACAAAAGGAAGACCGCAAGAGCUUUUUCGUUACGGCCGUAAUUAAACGUACAAGUACAAACUAAGACUCUUCCUCGUUUAGCGUGUUGUUGGCUCGAGCUUUUUUUGUCCGCAUUGUGUGACGUGUAUACAGCAGCUCGACCGACUCUGUCUCCAACAAUUUCCCGAUUAAUCGUACAAUUAAUCUUUCUCGCGACGUGUCCGGCGAGUCGGGCGUUUCUACAUUAUUCUAGUCAAUACGAAGGGAGUCCGCGAAGCGGGUAAAUGCAGUCGGCAACAAAUCGAACAUUAAGCUUCAUACAACGAAACUGUGGACAAACGAACCUCAUCGUACGCGUAGGCAGUUCGCUUUAACAAGAAGGGGACCACGGCGAGCUAAUAACCGUACGCUAGAUUCGACAAUUGAACAAUACAGCCGCCUCUAAGGGUAUUAUCGUUUUAAAUAUUUUGCACACACUGAGAAAAAUUAUCAUAUGAAAUUAUCAUCGAACAGGCAUUCACGAUCGAAAGCUGACCAAAUUUUAUAUCCGACGAGAAAUAUAUCGGUUCUCAAUGUUUUUAUCGGUAUAUAUGAUGAAUUAUAUGAUCGAAGGUGUCCGAUCAAAUUUAAUCGGGUAUUUUGAGUUGAUCGAAAUUUGAUCGGAAGCCGUUUGAUGAUUCUUUAUCGGAUAAUUUCUCCCGCGCCGGCUCCUCGUAAAAUCGUGCUAGUCCUUCCCUCUAAUAGAUAAUAGGAUUUUCGUUAUAGUAAACUACGAAAUGGCGUACACGCGUAUUAUGUAAAGUGAGAUUUUUUAUUUCUUAAGUAGAUAAGAGCUUUCAACGACGGUCCUUCGCCCGUGCGUAACUAGGGAAUUUUAUUUUGACUUCAGGAUUUUGAAGGACCUAACGGAAAGGCAAAUUCGCGCGAUUGAAAGAGCAAAUCGGUCGAAUGUAGGAAAAAGCCGCCAAGUAUCGGACGAACGAUUUUCCGCAUUAGUCGACUUCCCGGCCGGGGCAGAGUUUUUAACGAAAUUGACGAAAAUGACGUUAUCGAGCAUUCGACGCGUGUGAUUUCAUGAAAACGCCGCGACGCGAUUUUAUGAAUGCAGUAUCGAACGAAGAUGAGGUAUUCGACGUUGGCGUGAUGCAAAAAUCUCAACGUGAUAAAAACGAACGAAGGAACAGAGCGAGCGCGCGACAAACAAAUUGUUUUGUCGACGGUGAACUUUUGGUCCUUUGGCGGGAGAAGAAGGAGGAGGAAAAACGUGCGCGCUUUGAUCGGCGAACACGACAAAGCGGCUGAUGCAAACGUGGAAAAAGAUAUAUUUGCGUCAAACUGAGGUCAAAUAAAAGCGAAUGAAAGAGCACUGCAUUUGCGUUUCGAUGCUUCUGGGACACUCGGAAACGAAUUUUCGACUUUAUUCGUGUCGGAGCCGCAACAAAUGGCGCGAAAUGCGCCCAUCUAGAAUCCGUAGCGUCGAUGAACGAGCUCGUUACAGUGACGUCGAGAUUAAUUCAUCUACGAGGAGGAUGCGUGGAAACGAUCGAUCGUCCGAGUGCUGGGCGCGAUGCGGAUUCGACAAAAACGUCCUGCAGCAUUCGAUGUUAAGUAAGCUAAGGUGUACUCGCAGGCAUGUGUAAAUAUGUAUGUAUAUGGGACGCUUGAGAGCAUAUGUACAAAUUUGGCCAAAGUGUAUAGAUGUUAAUUAACGUUGGUGUGUAUCUAUCGGCAGCGGCGUGAGUUCUCGAUCCUCUCGAUCACAAAGUAUACAUAUCGAUCUUUCGUGCGUCAUGCGAUCUUUUAUCAGAAGAUAAGCGAAGGAAGAAUUAUAUUUGUUAUAGAGCGAAAGGAAGACAGAGAGAGUACAGUAGGGCACGUAAAGAAUAUUUUGACAAGUCUAAUUGAUGAACUUAAUGAAACAGAUGUGCGCGCGUGUAUGUGUGUGUGUGUAUCGUAUUGUGUAAUUUGCAGAGAAAAAUUUCAGUUCGUGUAGUUACACAGAGACCAGAUAAAAAACUCACUAACGAGAAUUAAUGGCUUGAUCUAUAAGUUUGCGCGGAUUUUUAAACUAAAUUGAAAUGCAUUUUAUUCUUGUUUUAAUCUUAAUUAAUAAUAUAUCCAUCAUUCUGUUCGACAAUUUUUUUCCAUCUUUUUCACGUAAUUUUAUAAUUUCUGUCUAGAAACUCUAUUAUCUUUCUUCUUUUUUUCUGACAAGAAAACGUUCCAAGUGAAUCUUCUUCAAUAUUCUAAAGAAGCGAAUUUAUGCCGUCAAGGGAAUUCUGUAGUGAGACAGAUGAUAAUCGGAGGCGGCAAUGUUAUACGAUGGCUGAGGUAAAACAUCUCCCAAAUAAAUUCUAACAAUUUUUAUAGAAAUGAAAAAGCAUAAUGCACCGGAAAAACUCAUUACUGUCUUCCACUUUCAAGCCGCCACAAAGACAACAGUAUUUCCAUUAACAGUAUCACCUAUACCACAAAAUAUGUUCUGAAAUAUCAGCUAUCAAAGCAUAUACAUAGAUGGCACCAAUAUGCGGAUGUCAACUCUGGUGAAAAUAAUGUCUAAUAAUACUUUAACUCUUUUUUGCACAAAGAAGAGUUUCGGAAUUCUUCAGAGCAUAAGAGAAAAAAUAUUAUUAGACAUUUGAUACUCUUUUUUACUCUUUUAUUUCCGCCAGAAAACGAGACAAAAAUCCUUACUAAUUUAUAGAUAAAUCUAGUAAUAUCUCUGUUACCAAAAUUCAUGUUAGUUGCAUUAGAACUCAGUCGAGAUAACUGAAAGCAAUGGGCUGAGUCGAAAUUUCCUACAGGAAUAUUUCGGUGCCUACAACCGAGUUUUUCGUCUGGUUCCCGGGUAACAAAAAAUUAAGCUAUACUGACGGAGCUGUUUAUUCCGUGUAAUUAAUCUGAUAGGGGCGUGACGUGCAAAAGAUAAUGCAUCAUAUCGUGUGUGUUGGAUGAAGCGUUAAUUCAAUAAUCCGAUUCUGUAUGUUCAAACUUAUUGCUCGAUUGGAUUGAUCACUGACAUUAAUUAAUCAACACACGAUGCAUGAUCAGAUAUAAGUAUACGUCUUGAAUCUAUGCUUUUCCAAAAAUUUCGAUGUUACUGGCAGGUCCAGCUAAUAUUAAGUGUUGAUUGACAUAGGAGAGGAUGCUAGUCGUGUAACGCGUAAUUUUUGAAACGGAUGGUUACGACCGAAUUGUAGCAAAUCGAAGUGAAUCGAAUCAAGUUUUCAGAUAGUUGCUGUCAGUUUUUGGUUUUUGGUUUUCCAACGAACUGUUUUAUCGUGCCAGAGGCAACUGACACGAUAAAACAGAUCAUUUGAGUUCAAAAAUUGACGACAACUGUCUCAAAGGUUGUUCUGAUCCAAUUCGAUCUACCUUACUGAUUCAUAGACAACUGAUCAUUUGUGCCAUCCGUGAAUGCACCUUGUAAAUCGCUUGAUAACUUAUUUUGUUAAGCAGCUUUUCAUUGAGUUGCGCGGGAAUAUCGGUAGAUGUCUAGUGUCGGAGGCACAAAUGAUCGUCGUUAACUCGGACUCGGAAUUACUGUACAUCGUACCAGAUCGGAGUAAUUGUGUAGGUCUUAUGUCAUAAAUUCAUUCAAUUCUGCUACGUAUUACAUUAGGAGCCUAUUCGCAGCGAAAGGUUAAUCGGCCAAAUCAUUGGCGAUAACCAUUAACACUGUCGACAGCGACAUGGGAAUCAUACGCGGAUGUGCUCCAUUACCAUUAUUUCAAUAUUAAAGAACUUUGAAGAAUUUACACCUUAUAAAGAAAAAAGGAAAUACUUGUUUUUAAUUUUUGUGAAUCUCCAGGGGAAAAUUUGCACAGUAUGAAUGAUCUCAGUCUUAAUGUUUAUAGGAUUUAUCCUUGAGGAUUUAUCAGAUGGCACAAACUGGCUAAAAUGUACGUGAGUUCAGAGUAAACUUUACUCACGUUCAAAGCGAAAAUCAUUCAUGCUGUAUGAGUUUUCUUGAAGAUUUAAUUUAAUUUUCACAAUUUUCAAACACCAGAAAUUAGAGUGAAGAAAAGAGAAACGAAAAACAGCGGGUGUACGUAACAUGUACGUUUGUAACGUGUACGAAAAAUAAGAAACUUUCUCGCUCGUCGACGGUGUGUUAACAGCUGUUACUGUUAUAAUAUUGUAGAAAAAUUGUCCUACGAGAAUUGGGAUGUAUCAAUCGAUAUUGGAACACGGCCGAAACGCUAUUUCCACUUCGGCGAGAGACGUUUCCCCUUCUAGAUUUCCGCACAGCUUGCCUACGAUAAGGAAACUUCUACAACAUUGACGCGCGUCGUCGCGUCGAUCUCUUAUAGUCAAUACGAUGAUACAGAUCGAUAUGCGAAAGGCUGCUGACAUAUAAGUGCACGAGAUAAUAAAACGAGAAAAGUAUAAUUCGUUAUCGCUCUGAAAAAAAUGUUGAUGUAACUUCGAUGGCCUAAAGUUCAGUCUCUACUGAAAACAAAUACGCAUCUAUAUCUAACAGUCAUAACUGCGCGCCAUAAUUAACAUACUGAUGACAUAAAAUAAAUUUAUAAUAAAACCAA
Molecule: messenger RNA, 12991 nt
Organism: Odontomachus brunneus
Lineage: Eukaryota; Metazoa; Arthropoda; Insecta; Hymenoptera; Formicidae
Product: adenylate cyclase type 5
Exons: 20
Coding region: 126-3413 (1095 amino acids)
Biological process (GO): intracellular signal transduction; adenylate cyclase-inhibiting G protein-coupled receptor signaling pathway; adenylate cyclase-activating G protein-coupled receptor signaling pathway
Cellular component (GO): plasma membrane
Molecular function (GO): adenylate cyclase activity
Source: RefSeq, a predicted model, not a curated record